Molecule: messenger RNA, 1416 nt
Organism: Fusarium poae
Lineage: Eukaryota; Fungi; Ascomycota; Sordariomycetes; Hypocreales; Nectriaceae
Exons: 5
Coding region: 1-1416 (471 amino acids)
Molecular function (GO): DNA binding
Source: RefSeq, a predicted model, not a curated record
AUGCUGUCCCUUAAAGGCCUCCUAAACCCGGCCCCUUCGGGAGAAAAUGCUUCCUCCUUCUCCCAACCAGAUCAUACGCCCGAGUAUCCACAGAUUCUAAACAACAGAGCAUCCUCGAGUCAGCCACAAGGUCGCGCUAUGAUGCCUACCGAUAGAGCUGGUUUCAAGGACACGAACAACUUGGCCAAAUCUAAGUUACGUGGCCAAGUCAGGUUUCCCCUCACGAGCACCUGGACGAGGGUGGCCCCCUUUGGGAGUAUUCACGAGACGUGCCUCCAUAUUCCUUACAAUAGUGGCAAAAAAGACUUUUUUGAGAAAACAGGGCGCGAGAGCUUCGAGGUUUUCAAGUAUGAGUUUGUUUCUCUUGAACAUGGCACUGAAUACGCUGUCAUGUGGGAUUAUAAUAUUGGGCUUGUUCGGAUGACCCCCUUUUUCAAAUGUCGAGGCUAUGGAAAGACAAUACCCGCAAAGAUGUUGGGCCUUAACCCAGGCCUAAAAGAAAUUACACAUAGUAUUACUGGCGGUUCUAUAGCUGCCCAAGGAUAUUGGAUGCCGUACCGAUGUGCCAAAGCUAUCUGCGCAACAUUCUGUCAUCCCAUCGCGGGUGCUUUAAUUCCUAUCUUCGGUCCAGGGUUUCCAGCUAUGUGUGUACCUCCUGGCAUGCCUGAAUAUGGCCGAAUGGUCAUAAACCAACAGAUAAUCAUCGACGCGACUCGGGAAGCCGAAAUUUGGCGCAUGCAAAUGAGUGUAAUCCCGCCGAAAUUCCACAGCCCGACAAGCUUCCCCAGAGAUGAUCGAAAUCUUCAGCAAAGCAUAUAUCAUUCAGACGAACAUCGACGCCGCCAUCGACCUCGCCUGGUUUGCGAUCCAUCAUGGGCGAGGGAAAAUGAUGUCGACCGCCACUACAUGUCGGCCCCCAACUCGGCCUCAAGCACUGGAUCAGGCCUCCAUGGGUACAUGGUAACGUCUCGGCCAGGUUCAAGCUGGACUCCUGCGAAUAGACCCAGCCCAGAACCGAAUCCCUGGCUCAGUGCCAUACCUCGCAACCCGCCUUUGCACCACGAACCCACUCUUCCCCAUCCGGCAUGGGGGUCAAAGCGACGGCUUGAGAACGAAGAAUGGAGAUACAGCUAUAGAGGAAGUGCCAGUCCUAACAUGAGCACGAGCUCUGUUGUGAUGGCAGUGACUCCUGAAGCAAGUCCGAUGAGGCAGCGAGUAGUUCGAGGGCCAACCAUCGGAACAGAUCCGACCCAGCAGAGCGCAGCUUUGCUUUUAUUGAACCUCAGACAACAGGAGCAGGAAGCCUCGGUCUGUAGUGCAGCUAUGUCGCCUCCCAGUAUUACUAUGGGCAACCCCAUCGAAGAACACCGCAGCAAGAGACAACGCGCAACUUCGCCUGAGUUUGGGAGAGGAUAG